AUGGAGGAACUAUUCGCUCUUUAAUAACAAUUAGCAGAAAUAUAGGAGACAUCAACGAAAUAUAGAUUAUCUGAUAGAAUCAUAAUUGAUCUGAUUGAAAAACUAGUUAAAGAAUAUGACUUAAAGGUUUAUCAUUCAACAGAUGGUUAAAGCUUGAUAACGCCUAAAGAGUUGUCAAAGGAGAUUCAUCAGUUAAUUUUACUAAACAAGAGAGUGGCAGUGAAUCAAUUACCUGAUAUAUUGGGCAUAGGAUUUGACAAAAUUGAAGGAUAAAUAGAAAAGGAUAGCAAUGGUUGGGAUGUUGUCAGAAUGCAAGAUGAAAUGAUGUCUCAUGAUUAUAUUCUAAAUGUCUGUGAAGAAAUAAACGAGGAGUUGCAACAAAAAUCAAUUAUUUCAUUAUAAGAAAUAAUGCAAAAAUUUGCUUUUCCAAUGUAAUUUGUUUAAAAAUAUGUGCUUCAAUAAGUGGGGACAGUCAUUUAAGGAGUGCUUAAUGAAGACAAAUUGACUACUGUGACUUACCUUGAAAUAAUUACUGCCAAACUUUGUGGUAUUUUGCGAGCAACGUUGAGGCCUAUCUCUUUUAUGAAAUUGAAUAAAGACUUAGAAAUUCAAAACUCCUAAAAAAUUUGCGAAUAAUUGUUAGUUACCAAAUAACUUGAUGGUAAAAUCAUAUCAGGUUAAUAUGUGAGUUCGAAAUUUAUUCAAAAUUAAGAGGCAUAAGUUAAAUAAUUUUUUGAAUAAAAUUCUUAUGUCGAGUAUGACAAACUCUAUUCGUAGUUUUUCAUUCAAAAACCAAAAGAAUAUCUAAAGUAGAUGUUUAAAGAUAAUGUGAUAUUCUUGGACACUUGUGGAUUUAGCAGAGAUGCUCUAAUUUCAAAACAAGAGUAAAUACAAGAAUUGCUCAUUAACGAAGGUCAUACGAAUCUUCAGGAAAUUCUACCAGUCAUUCUAAGUGAUUAAGAUAUAGAGACUUUGUUUUCCUUGAUGCAACUAACCAAUUGUGAAUAUGCCAAUUUUAUGAUAUAUCAUAAGGCAUUCCUAGAUAAGUUGGUUUUGGCAUUUAAAGAUAAAAUAAUUGAUUCUAUUUAUUAGAAUCCCCAGAAAUUGAUUGAAUAACAGCAAAUUCAAGACGAUACACCUUAAGAUAUAUAAGCUUCAGCAGGAGGGGUUGCAAACAAGAAAAAUAAAAAAUAAUAAUAACCACAAAAAAAGAAAUCAUAAAAUAAAUAAGAGUUGUUUACCAAUAAAGAAAUCACUGAUUUACUGACUUAGAAAAAAUUGGUGGAAUACAAUGAUUGCGUUGAUGAAUUGUUCUAGUUUUUAUAGCCGAGAUUGUCUGCCUUCUAUGAGCAAAUUAAGAUUGAACUAUUCGAAAGCAAGAAAUCUGCAUCCAGUUAGGUUAUUUAGGAGAUUUAGAAAAAAAUUGAGGAUAUGGCUCUUGGUCUUAUGAUAACUUAAAGAUCAUUAUAAAAGAUUUAACAAGAAUGCCAAGAAGUAAAUACAAAAGUAUUAGUGGAUAAUUGCUUAUUUGGUUAUAGAUUGCUUGUUGAAAACCUCGUUGUAAUCACUUGUAAAAAGUACAAUAUUCAACUUCCAUAAAACUUAUUUGCUGAUCCUAAUCAUCCAAGUGUUGUGAAUGGUUAGAUUGAUUUUGGAUUAUAAAAGUCUGGAAGAGUGUUCUUAAAUAAAGUAGCCUUAGGAGAAGCAAUUCUGUUCUUGCCAAAAGAGCAGCAAAAAGCUUUGAAGGACACUAUGGAAUUAUAUACUAAGAAAUCCUUAGAUGUAUUGUCUUAGCAUGCAUUUUUUGAUGUUUUCAAUCUAAAAGUGCAUUUGGAUAAAAAAAAUGAUAGAAAUCUUCUGUUGUUUAUUAAGCAUCAUUGCAAAGAGUUUAUAAAACAAAGACAUCAUGAGAUUUUCGAUGAGAACGUGUUCAAUUAAAUAAUUCUGGCAAUGUCUACAGACUUAGGGUUGUAUUUUAUUGGAAAUUAUGACUAACAUUUUUAUUCUGCUCUCAAACAAAUUGUUUAUGAAUUACAAAAUGACAAACAGAUUAAAAACAUAUUAAAUAAUAUCACACAUUCAAUCAAUUAAUAAUUAGAAAUCACAGCAGAGGCAAAGGAAUUAAUAGAAAUACUUAAGCUCUUAUGAUGGAAGUUUUUAAUUAUAUAAAAUAUCUAAGAAUACCUAUAAAUAUAAUUA
Paramecium tetraurelia is the source of this 2199-nucleotide messenger RNA. RefSeq lists its product as uncharacterized. Gene Ontology annotation, biological process: regulation of proteasomal ubiquitin-dependent protein catabolic process; protein K69-linked ufmylation; response to endoplasmic reticulum stress. Lineage: Eukaryota; Ciliophora; Oligohymenophorea; Peniculida; Parameciidae. Gene Ontology annotation, molecular function: UFM1 ligase activity. Gene Ontology annotation, cellular component: endoplasmic reticulum membrane. The record is from RefSeq and is a predicted model, not a curated record. The transcript is spliced from 4 exons.